Dentiscutata heterogama is the source of this 129-nucleotide messenger RNA. The record is from the annotation of a GenBank genome assembly. NCBI's taxonomy places the organism in Eukaryota, Fungi, Glomeromycota, Glomeromycetes, Diversisporales, Gigasporaceae.
AUGAAGAAUAGAGAUAAGGAAAAUGGUUGGAAUGAUAAUAUUAAAAAUAGUUGGAAUGAAAAUAAUGAGAAUGAAGGUCGAAAUGAUGAUUGGAAUGAAGAUAGAAGUGAAUAUCCAAAUGAAGAUUGA